This is a messenger RNA of Stereum hirsutum FP-91666 SS1, 1466 nucleotides long. Its product is annotated as LIM-domain-containing protein. The coding region runs from base 165 to 1259 and encodes 364 amino acids. Gene Ontology annotation, biological process: actin cytoskeleton organization. The transcript has 8 exons. Gene Ontology annotation, cellular component: cytoplasm. Lineage: Eukaryota; Fungi; Basidiomycota; Agaricomycetes; Russulales; Stereaceae. The record is from RefSeq and is a predicted model, not a curated record.
CCUCAUCACCUCAGUCGACCUUCAAGCUCGAGAUAAUAUCAUACUAUACUCUCUUGGGCAAUAAUACACAACACCUUUGCGACAGUUUAUCUCUUACAAGAUCAACACUUGCUCCAGCGUCGUCCUACCUUUGUAUCUAGUGUAUCAUAGCUUGUGCCUUACAAAUGCAUCCUUAUGGUGGAACGCCUAUUUGUCCGAGGUGCUCUAAAGCUGUCUAUGCUGCAGAGCAGGUAAUGGGUCCGGGAAGGAAGUUGUAUCACAAACCUUGUCUAUCCUGCAUGGAAUGCAAUAAGCGGCUAGAUUCCUAUAAUCUUGUAGAACAUGACCAAGAGCCAUAUUGUAAGAAUUGCCACACGAAGCUCUUCGGUACGCGCGACCUCCGGCAGGCCAACUUGCCGCACCGGGAUGGCGCUGCACCCCUAUCCCCCACACGCACUGGCUCCUUCCAACUACCCAACGUACAAUCUCCCGCGAAUACCGGUUCUCCGCGAUCAUCUGUUGAUGGACCGCCUCUACCUCCUCGCACCACCAGAUCCCCGCCUCCUCUACCUGGUCGCCACAACAACAGUGGAAGCUUCUCGCUCAAACCAACGCACUCUCUGAGUCCCACCGCCAAUUCUUUCUCAUCUUCCAUCGGUAGACCUACAUCGCCACCCGGAUCAGGCCACUUCAACUCGGUCGCAGAAUACGAGGAAGACGACGACAAUGCAGUAAUGGAUAAUACGUCAGAACUCGAAUCCUCCGACCGAGAAAAUUCACUCCAGCCGCUCUCUCGCACCGGUAUUCCCAACCGCACGGUAUCAGCAGAAUCGCCGCUUCAGCAACGCCAAUUCCAAACAGCAUCCCCUGGGACCGUAGGGCGCGCACAAUCGUCAAUUGGAGGGACGAUGAGCAUGAAGUUCAAUGGCAGUGCUACCCUGGGGAGGGGAACUAUGUCGCCUUUGACGACUUCUCCGACUGGGACGAGAUAUGGUGUAGGGUUAACAGGCGAGUUGAAGCCUAUGCAGACAGGAGGUAGAUGGGGUGCGGAGACGCCGAAGUGCCCUAAAUGUGGGAAGAGUGUAUAUUUUGCGGAGCAGGUCAAGGCUGUAGGAAAGACAUGGCACAAGGGCUGUCUGCGGUGCGGAGAGUGCAAUACCACCUUGGAUUCGAGCCGUCUGACUGAGAAGGACGGAGAGCCAUUUUGCAGUAGGUGCUAUAACAAGCUCCACGGUCCUCGAGGAGGAGGUUACGCGUUGCUGGGAAAGGCAGGAGGUUAGAUGAAAGACAUGCCUCUGUUUACGAUCGCUUUAUGAUAGCGCACGAUGUGCUGCGUAUGUGUGGACCCCUCCUUCUCCACGAACUAUGAUUUAUUCGUAUGUUUUCGGUUUUACUGCUAUGUUCCGGCCUCUGUGCUAUUGUACGCCGCCAUUUAUUUUGUCUGCCGGUAUAUUUGAAUUCGAUCGCUAUAAUAUGUUGUAUUUGAG